Messenger RNA from Cinara cedri, 3160 nucleotides. The record is from the annotation of a GenBank genome assembly. Lineage: Eukaryota; Metazoa; Arthropoda; Insecta; Hemiptera; Aphididae.
AAUAAUUGAUCUUCAAAUUGAAGGGUAAUCUCUGUAGUGUAAAAUUUAUAUGCUGGAAAUAACCUGUCAAUUUGAAGAUUUUUUAUGCAAUUUUCUAUCAACUAAUUGCUCUUUAUGCAAUUAUAGACCGUCUACAGCUCUCUAAGUAAUUUAUUUUUUGAUCAUUUUUUAUCAAGUUGACUGUUUAUUUUUUCUAAAACCGUAAAAUCAAUGUGUAAAUUUCUAAACAUUGUGAAAUUAUUAAUAUUUGUAUAAUUUACAUGUGCUCCUUAUAUUAGAUUUAUUCUAAUUUUGUUUUUUCUUUCAGAUUUUGAAUAUGUCAAUUCAUUAAAAGUGUACGAACCUAAACAAAUUGUGAUCUACAAGCAGUUCAAUGAAACUACUUCGCAUCAAGUAAACAUAGAGCAUUUUGAAUCAUCUCGUUUUGGAAUUUUCAUCAUGUUCAAUUUUCGGAAUUCUAUUUCAUCCUGUUGAGUAUAUAUUUAACUUUUUCUUUAUAAUAGACUUUAUCAUUUUAGAUCAAUAAUAGCUUAUAAUAAUUUACUUGUUUAACUUGAACAAAUUGAAAAUUAUGCGUUGUUUUAGCAUUUUAAUAUCAGGGUUCACAUACAUUUAAUGAUAAGCUAUCAAUAUGUCUGUUUAUUGUAUUUUAAUAAAUUAAGUAUCGAAUUAUAGUUAGAUAUAGUGUUUGGAAUUUGUAUAAUCUACCCCUUUGUUGUAUUUAGGACUAUGAUUUUUGAACAUGAUUGAUUGCAAGAUGUUAGAAUUGAAGUGUUAUAUCGAGCAAGUAUAUUUCAUUAGGCUCGUUAUAACCUUUCGAUUUCAGGAUCUCCUUUCAAUGCAUCCAACACUCAAAUGAUAAUUUGUACCAUUAUUAAUUGUACAUAGCCAUAUUGACAUUAAGGUAAAUGCUUAUCACUGAAAAUUGAAUGUUUGACUACUACAAUAGAAAUGUUACCUAGGUCCAUAAAUGUCUUUAAUAUUUACUAGCUUUAUGAAUUUAAAGAGUUUCUUUCAAUCUCAAUCUAUAACUGUUGUUUUGUAACCACUAAUGCAGGUAUGCAUUAAAUUUUUUCACAAUUUACCCAAUUUAUAAUGUAAAGACUAUAUGAUAAUGGAAGAAACAACAUAUCCUCUGUUUUGGAAAGAACAACAUUUGAACAUUUAAAAUAAUUGAUCUUCAAAUUGAAGGGUUAUCUCUGUAGUGUAUAAUUCAUAUGCUGGAAAUAACCUGUCAAUUUGAAGAUUUUUUAUGCAAUUUUUUAUCAACUAAUUGCUCUUUAUGCAAUUAUAGACCGUCUAAAGCUCUCUAAGUAAUUUAUUUUUUGAUCAUUUUUUAUCAAGUUGACUGUUUAUUUUUUCUAAAACCGUAAAAUCAAUGUGUAAAUUUCUAAACAUUGUGAAAUUAUUAAUAUUUGUAUAAUUUACAUGUGCUCCUUAUAUUAGAUUUAUUCUAAUUUUGUUUUUUCUUUCAGAUUUUGAAUAUGUCAAUUCAUUAAAAGUGUACGAACCUAAACAAAUUGUGAUCUACAAGCAGUUCAAUGAAACUACUUCGCAUCAAGUAAACAUAGAGCAUUUUGAAUCAUCUCGUUUUAGAAUUUUCAUCAUGUUCAAUUUUCGGAAUUCUAUUUCAUCCUGUUGAGUAUAUAUUUAACUUUUUCUUUAUAAUAGACUUUAUCAUUUUAGAUCAAUAAUAGCUUAUAAUAAUUUACUUGUUUAACUUGAACAAAUUGAAAAUUAUGCGUUGUUUUAGCAUUUUAAUAUCAGGGUUCACAUACAUUUAAUGAUAAGCUAUCAAUAUGUCUGUUUAUUGUAUUUUAAUAAAUUAAGUAUCGAAUUAUAGUUAGAUAUAGUGUUUGGAAUUUGUAUAAUCUACCCCUUUGUUGUAUUUAGGACUAUGAUUUUUGAACAUGAUUGAUUGCAAGAUGUUAGAAUUGAAGUGUUAUAUUGACAUUAAGGUAAAUGCUUAUCACUGAAAAUUGAAUGUUUGACUACUAAAAUUGAAAUGUUACCUAGGUCCAUAAAUGUCUUUAAUAUUUACUAGCUUUAUGAAUUUAAAGAGUUUCUUUCAAUCUCAAUCUAUAACUGUUGUUUUGUAACCACUAAUGCGGGUAUGCAUUAAAUUUUAUCACAAUUUACCCAAUUUAUAAUGUAAAGACUAUAUGAUAAUGGAAGAAACAACAUAUCCUCUGUUUUGAAAAGAACAACAUGUGUACAAUUAAAAUAAUUGAUCUUCAAAUUAAAGGGUUAUCUCUGUAGUGUAUAAUUCAUAUGCAGGAAAUAAUCUGUCAAUUUGAAGAUUUUGUAUGCAAAUUUCUAUCAACUAAUUGCUCUUUAUGCAAUUAAAGAUCGUCUACAGCUCUCUAAGUAAUUUAUUUUUUGAUAAUUUUUUAUCAAGUUGACUGUUUAUUUUUUCUAAAACCGUAAAAUCAAUGUGUAAAUUUCUAAACAUUGUGAAAUUAUUAAUAUUUGUAUAAUUUACAUGUGCUCCUUAUAUUAGAUUUAUUCUAAUUUUGUUUUUUUUUUCAGAUAAUGAAUAUGUCAAUUCAUUACAAGUGUACGAACCUAAACAAAUUGUGAUCUACAAGCAGUUCAAUGAAACUACUUCGCAUCAAGUAAACAUAGAGCAUUUUGAAUCAUCUCGUUUUGGAAUUUUCAUCAUGUUCAAUUUUCGGAAUUCUAUUUCAUCCUGUUGAGUAUAUAUUUAACUUUUUCUUUAUAAUAGACUUUAUCAUUUUAGAUCAAUAAUAGCUUAUAAUAAUUUACUUGUUUAAAUUGAACAAAUUGAAAAUUAUGCGUUGUUUUAGCAUUUUAAUAUCAGGGUUCACAUACAUUUAAUGAUAAGCUAUCAAUAUGUCUGUUUAUUGUAUUUUAAUAAAUUAAGUAUCGAAUUAUAGUUAGAUAUAGUGUUUGGAAUUUGUAUAAUCGACCCCUUUGUUGUAUUUAGGACUAUGAUAUUUGAACAUUAUAGAAUGAAAGAUGUUAGAAUUGAAGUGUUAUAUCGAGCCAGUAUAUUUCAUUAGGCUCGUUAUAACCUUUCGAUUUCAGGAUCUCCUUUCAAUGCAUCCAACACUCAAAUGAUAAUUUGUACCAUUAUUAAUUGUACAUAGCCAUAUUGACAUUAAGGUAAAUGCUUAUCACUGAAAAUUGAAUGUUUGAC